Galleria mellonella (greater wax moth) is the source of this 1810-nucleotide messenger RNA. RefSeq names its product juvenile hormone esterase-like. Lineage: Eukaryota; Metazoa; Arthropoda; Insecta; Lepidoptera; Pyralidae. The transcript is spliced from 3 exons. The coding region runs from base 30 to 1664 and encodes 544 amino acids. The record is from RefSeq and is a predicted model, not a curated record.
AGCAUAGUUUUAAGUUUGGAAGCAAAGGAAUGUACGUUUAUACAGCUUUAAUUUUUGCCGCCAUUUUAGGCGCUGUUUACACGCUUGACAAAACAAAGAUAGUGGCCACUAAGCAAGGGAGAGUUGAGGGCAGUUUGGCGGUUAACGAACUAUACUAUGAGUAUUUGGGGAUCAGAUAUGGGAUACCAGUGAAAUUCCGGGCUCCAGAAGAACCCCCAACAUUCGACGAAAUUUAUAAAGCUGACAAUCGAGCAGUGCUGUGCCCCCAAUUUCCUUGCCAUGAUCCUCUUGCGGCGCCCAGCGACAACGAAGACUGUUUGGUCCUCAACAUCUACACUCCAAGCAGCACCGUCAACUUCACAUUACCUGUAAUCGUUUUCCUCCAUGGAGGAGAUUUCGGCGUUGGAUCUGGUUCACCAAGCUUUUAUGGACCUCAGUAUUUAGUCAGCCAUGGCGUAGUCUUGGUCACCGUCAACUAUAGACUAAACGCGUAUGGUUUCUUAAAUCUGGGUACAGUAGAUGCACCUGGUAAUGCCGGGUUGAAGGAUAUAAGAGCAGCUCUAAGGUGGAUUAAGGAGAACAUAAGAGGAUUUAAUGGGGAUCCUGAUAAUGUAACAGUUUUAGGACAAGGCAGCGGUGGUACAGCAGCAGUUUAUCUCACUCUAUCUGACUCCACGAAAGGUUUAUUCCACAGAAUCAUUUCGGAAAGCGGCGCGUUGUUUAGUCCCAAAUCCUUCGACCCCAACCCUUUGAAAACAGCCAGUCAAGUGGCGAAAUCUUUGGGCGUGAAAACUCUUGAUCCUGAUAAACUUUUGAAAAUCUACUCAGAAACUGCAAUAAACGUCGUAGAAGAAGCUAUAUCGAAGCAGAUGCACGCGAAAAACGUUUUUGCGCCAACAGUAGAAAACAUUUUCGAUGAAGAAGAAGCAUUCCUGACUGAUACGCCAUACAAUAUUCUAGCUAACAAGAAAUUCAAUCCUGUACCAGCUAUCUUUGGUCUAAAUACAGUGGAAGGUUUAACAAGCACUUUAGAUUACAAUACGAUAACAAGUCAGAUAGAUAGAUUAAAGCACGAGGAUUAUUCUGUUUUGGAUCAGAGAAGUUUUGCAGUUCCAAGUGAGGAUAUAGAAGAAUUUAGAACGACGCUGCAGGAAACUUACUUCUCAGAUACAAGUUCGGAAGAAACUAUAAUUGGAGGUAUUAUUAAUUUUAACACAGACUUUAAUUAUGUGGGCCCAAUGUCCUUACUCACUGAAAUGUACGCAAAUAAUUCUGGGUUGCCAUUGUUCGAAUUUAUAUUCAACUACACUGGUAGUAGAAACAUUGGUAGAAUGUUAACAAAUAGCAGUUUGUUGGUGACAACAAAUCAAGACGAAUUGUUCUACGUGUUCGAAUUGGAGAGGCUGCCGUUGCCUAUGGACGAGAAUGACGCCAGAAUGGUUACUUUCAUGACGAUGAUGUGGACUAAUUUUGCGAAAUAUGGUACUCCAACCCCUGAACGGGGUAAUGGCGAAUGGCUUCCGUGUCCACACCAUCUGGCCAUAAGUUUGGAACCUCAGUACGUCGCACCCUUAACACCAGACAGAGCGUACUUUUGGCGCUCUCUGUACCUCGAAUAUGGCGCUGAAAUUGAUUUUGGCGGGAAUGUUGACAUUUCAUCUUAGUCAAAUGUAAUUACUAAUUUAUUGUAACUUAUUUUAUUCGUAAGAUUAUUUUGACUUAUAUAUUUAUCUCCUAAUAUAUUAUUCUACACAUAUUGUUAAAAACUAACAUCAAAUACAUUUUAUUUAAAUAAAUACUUAGAAACGUU